Molecule: messenger RNA, 2248 nt
Organism: Daktulosphaira vitifoliae (grape phylloxera)
Lineage: Eukaryota; Metazoa; Arthropoda; Insecta; Hemiptera; Phylloxeridae
Exons: 6
Coding region: 932-2248 (438 amino acids)
Source: RefSeq, a predicted model, not a curated record
UAUAAAUAUUAUCGAAAUAGUAUGGUCAGAUUGGACAUUACCUACUUAAAAAUACCUAUUAUUAUUAACUGUGUUGAUUACAUGCGAUAUCAUAAACUACAGCAUUUUAGUUCAUAUCUUUACAUCAAUAAUAAACGUUAAGUUUAACAUUGAGGUUUCAUCGAGAUAAUCUGUAGUCUGUGUAUUUUAUGAUUUUUUAAACUCAAUUAUUACUUUUUUAUUUAAUGGAGACUAAAAGAAAUUUACGAAAAAGUAUUUAUUUAAUUGGUAGUAGUUCACAUCAACUCGUUGGAUGUAAAUUACCAUCAAAUAAACAAGUUUUAUCGGUAUUAUUUUUUAAUAUUCGAGAAGUUAAUUUGAGUGUUCGUGAUAGUGCGCGUUUAGUGAUCGAUGAAACAUUGAUAUUCUGGCAAAAAGCUCGAAUACCUACUAAAGAAGUUCGUAAUUGUUUACCAAAAUUAAAGGAAUUGUACAAUACAUGGCGUAAUUUGCACAAAAAUUCAAGUCGGCGUACAAAUACUAAGAUGCAUUAGACAUGAGGACUAUUGAUAUAGACAAGCAGUUUUUAAUAAGUCAAAAACAAAAAGGUCGUCCAGGAUCACUUAUUGGCGUUGAUGUAACUUAACAAAAAAAAAAUUUAAGCAAUUUAAAAAAUUAAAAGAAUUAGAAAAAAAAAAAACUUAAUGAAGAUGAAUUCAAAUUAACUACUAAAACUGUGGAAUUCUGUUCUACAAGCGACGACACAGAAGAAAGUUUGCCUGAUGAUUUUGUAAACAAUGAUGACUUCAGUAAUUUGUUUGAUGGCAAUGUCAAAAAAACUAAAGAUCAAAUAUCAAAUUUAGAAGAUAUUAAUUUUUCACCGGUUCCGUCUAAUAAAACUAAUGUUUUGCCAAUAUCAAGCUCCAUAAAACAAAAAGGUACAAUAGACAUAAUGACUGUAAAGUUAUCUUCAGCAUUAAAUAGGUGCAAAAUAAGCGACCGAGACGCAGUGCAUAUUAUAAUUGCAGUGGCUGAAUCAUUAGGGCAUAAUGUCAAUGAUAUCAUAGUUAAUAGGUCAUCAAAUAAACGACAUCGUGAAAAAAUACGUUGGAAUUUAGCUACAGAAAUUCGCGACAAAUUUUCUGUGACUAAUCUCAAUUCCUUAGUUUUACAUUGGGACGGCAAAUUAUUAAAUGAUUUAUGUAGUAAACAAUUAGUUGAUAGACUACCUAUAAUUAUUUCAAAUAAUGGAAAUGACCAACUAUUAGCAGUACUAAAGAUGUUAAACGGAACUUCUAAAUCACAGGCUGAGGCUAUAUAUCAAACGUUGGUCGAUUGGGGUUUAACAAACCACGUAAAAGCUAUGUGUUUUAAUACUACAGUCACUAACACAGGCAGGAUUGGAGGUACGUGUGCUUUGUUAGAACAAUGGUUAGAAAAAAACAUUUUGUACUUUCCGUGUCAUCAUCAUAUUUUAAAAUGUACAUUUGACACAAAAUUUGAUAUAACUUCAGGACCGAAUGUCUCCUUAUUUCUUCGUUUUCAAAAGUCUUGGCCAAAAAUUAAUACUGAAAAUUACAAGUCCGGUAUCGAUGAUCGAUUUAUUUUUGAAAAAUUGCAAAAUUCUAUUGAUCAUAUUUUAGAGUUUUGUUUAAAUCAAUUAAAACUAUCCCACUUUAGAGAAGAUUAUAGAGAAUUUCUUGAGCUAACAGUAAUUUUUUUAAAUGGAGUUCCGCCUAGAGGUGUAUUAUUUAGAGCUCCAGGAGCGAUUCACCAUGCUCGAUGGAUGUCAAAAGCGCUUUAUACUCUUAAAAUAUUUAUUUUUCGUGAAGAAUUCAAGUUGACACAAAAAGAUUAUAAUUCAAUCUCGAGUAUAUGCAUUUUCUUGGUUAAUUUGUACAUCAAAGUUUGGUUUAAUGCACCAAUUGCUGCUUUUUCGCCUCGACAAGAUUUAGAAUUUUUAAAAAAUAUUUUCCAAUACAAAACCAUAGAUGAAGAAUUACCUAAAAAUAAUUUGAAAAAAUUUGUUAACCAUUUAUGGUAUUUAACUUCAGACAACAUUGCUUUAGCAUUUUUCGAUAAACAUAUUCCACAUGAGACAAAAACUAAAAUGGCAUUUAACAUUAAAAGAAUUGAUACUGAAAAUUUCGAUGGGGAAGAAUAUUAUGUCAUAAAAAAUAAACGCAUAUAUUUGGACUUCAAUGAAGUAUCAAACUUUAUAAAAAAUAAAAAAAUAGAAGAUUUUGUGACAACUUAUUCAAUACUUUAG